AUGAGCGAGGACGCCGCAUCCUCGUCGUCCAGCGCUCGCUCGCACGACCACGGGGGCUCCCCGCGCUGGUCUUCGGUGCAGUCCGCCGAGAGAAGUCCCCGCCGGAGCGUCAUGCGCACCAUGGAGAAGUCCGUCGUGUUCCGCGCGCUGCGCUUGAAGCAACGCGGAGGAUCGAGCGAGACCAACGAUACAGACGUGCACGAGACCUUGACGGAGCUUUACGCCGAGGUGGAGCGCAAGAAGCAGUGGCUAAACAGCGAGGAGGAGACGUUCCGACGAGGCCAGGAACGACUCAGCAGUCUGCAACGGGAGCACGCCGAGCUGCUAGACACGUUGAAGCAGUGCAAGCGACGCCGAAAGGAGCGUGUUCGUAUCCAGGGUAUGCUACGCGGGCCUCAAGCGGAAGAAGAGCGUAAGAGGCUGCGGCGCUUCCAGAGCGACGUGUCGCUGCGGUUCCAGCUUCUGCAGUCCGAGUGUCGCCGCUCCGACCUGCAGGUGGAGAGGGCGAUGGCGGACUUGCGUCGCGAGUAUGCCGACUCGUGCCUCUUUGGCAACUCGUUGAACUUCUAG
Molecule: messenger RNA, 570 nt
Organism: Phytophthora sojae
Lineage: Eukaryota; Oomycota; Peronosporomycetes; Peronosporales; Peronosporaceae
Exons: 3
Coding region: 1-570 (189 amino acids)
Molecular function (GO): protein binding
Source: RefSeq, a predicted model, not a curated record